AUGCCAGCACCAACUGCUCUCAAGGCACCUCCCCCGGAGGCUACUGCCUCCAUCCCCAUCCCUACCGAGAACGAAGAUGAGGACCUCCUCGAUGCGCCCACCGACGAGGCCACCUUCGCGAUCCCACAAGAACCCUCCGCAGAUGAAGAAGGCAUGCAGGUCGACGAUGCGCUCGACGAAGAGGGCCGACCAAGAUUUGCCCCCGCCUCCAAGGCCGCUGAUGUCGUGCGCAUCGAGCAACGCAAGGUCCCCAUCCCGCCGCACCGCAUGACGCCCCUCAAGGCGGCCUGGCCCAAGAUCUACCCGCCCCUCGUCGAGCACCUCAAGCUGCAGUGCCGGAUGAACAUGAAGAGCAAGAGUGUCGAGCUCCGCACGUCCAAGGUCACGACGGACACCGGUGCGAUUCAGAAGGGCGCCGACUUCGUGCGGGCGUUUGCUCUUGGGUUUGAUGUCGAUGAUGCGAUUGCGCUCUUGAGGCUGGACGAUCUUUACAUUGAGACCUUCGAGAUCAAAGACGUCAAGACCCUACAAGGCGACCACUUGGCCCGCGCCAUCGGCCGUAUCGCCGGCAAGGACGGCAAGACCAAGUAUGCCAUCGAGAACGCCUCGCGCACGCGCAUCGUCCUAGCCGACUCCAAGAUCCACAUUUUAGGCGGCUUCAAGAACACCCGCAUUGCCCGCGAGUCUGUCGUCAGCUUGAUUCUCGGAAAGCCGCCUGGCAAGGUGUAUAACGGGCUGCGGACCGUGAGCGCGCGGAUGAAGGAGAGAUUCUGA
Molecule: messenger RNA, 774 nt
Organism: Cryphonectria parasitica EP155
Lineage: Eukaryota; Fungi; Ascomycota; Sordariomycetes; Diaporthales; Cryphonectriaceae
Product: Pre-rRNA-processing protein PNO1
Exons: 2
Coding region: 1-774 (257 amino acids)
Cellular component (GO): nucleolus
Molecular function (GO): RNA binding
Source: RefSeq, a predicted model, not a curated record